Molecule: messenger RNA, 2022 nt
Organism: Pyrenophora tritici-repentis Pt-1C-BFP
Lineage: Eukaryota; Fungi; Ascomycota; Dothideomycetes; Pleosporales; Pleosporaceae
Source: RefSeq, a predicted model, not a curated record
AUGGCUCUCGAUUGGUCUAUGCUGGCCGCCCACGUCAAGGACCUCAUCUACGUGGUCGAGGACGAUUCAAAGAAGAUAUGCAGCAACCGAGCCUGUCCGGAACAGACCAAACGCAUCGCUAUCAUCACCGUCGAACCAUUACUCAACUGGGGCACACUCACAGAGGCUCACGAUGUGUUUAUAGAUCCAGGAGCUGUGCCCUCUUUUCGCCGCAACGGGUUUUUGAUGGAUGAUCCUGUGUGGACGCAGUAUGUCAAGAAACUUAUACCUAAAGAAUUGCGAUCUUACUGCACAGACUGCUUAGGAGAACUUUACAAGAGGUGUAAAGAGGCUUGGGAAGUCAUUGAUGAAUUGACCUACAAGCGUGCUCAUGCUCGACUUCCCAUGCUGCUCAUGCCGCCCAUUCUGCGUCCAAAGUCCAAUGCUCAAAUGUACGAUCAGCGAGAUAGUAGCAGCCCUGACACACACGACGAGAGUUCGCUUGUUCAUCGUCUGCUGUCAAUUGACGGACUCAAUAUUGUCACGCAAAACGCAACUGGCCGUACGGCCGAAGACAGUCUCAAAGGCUCCUCAGUGAAAGGCAAAGAGCCGUUGCGCCCACAGCACUUCUCAGAAGUGGACGAUACAUCACGCAACAACGAUUUCACAUCUGCACAGCUGGCUGUGCGUACGAACUACAUCGCUGUUUCACUUCCCAAUUCUAAUUCCUUUCUCCAAACUCCGCUUCCCAACCGCCAAUCGCCAACCACGGCUUGCGUCAACCACACCGCUUCCGCCACGCACGAGAAAAACACACAAGAAGAAGACUACAAAAAACUAGGCAGCAGUGCUACCAAAGGCAGCAUACCGGAUUUCAGUUCUCUCAAGCGUGGAGAAGGCUGUGACAUCAAUACCCUCGCCUUCUGCAGCUACGUCAAGUCCUGCAUCGAGAAAAGAUUAACGAAAAAAAUGCUGAGAAUAUUAGGAGAGGUCGGUGAGUUUGCCACAGACGUGAACGAGGCAGGCCCUUCCACACCUAAGCGCAACGCAAGUACUAGUCCCGCAAAUGGCUCAUCAGGGCUCGGCUCAGUGCCGCCCAACCUGUCAAACCAAGAUCUCCACCCACUCAUUCCAUUCGACGGCAACGGAGAAGCCAGCAUACGAGCGCACUCCAACUCAUCUCCUCUCAGCAAUGUCCCAUCCGACCUCUCGAACCGCACUACACCCGAACAAGGCAGCUCACCGCCCAAGCCCUCACCUAAACCGCAACCACACCUCGCUCCCGUCUUCCGCCGCGCCCCAGCCACCCAAAACCCUGCCCCCGGUGUCUCAGAACAGGAAUACCUCGCCUCCCUCACACGCGUUCCCAACAAAGACGACAUCAUCUGCAUCUGCCACAAACCCGCGCAAACGAACGAAGUCCGCAUCGUGCAGUGCAACACACCUGAUUGUCCGAUCGGCUGGCUACACUACAAGUGCGGCGACGCAAAUUUUAAGCGCAGCGUCCGAUGGCGAACGCAGGUAUGCGAGAUUUGCAAGAACGAAAAACACUUUGCGAACAAUCUGGCUGCGGGUGGUAGUACUGCUCCUCAGACACCGCCGCCGUUUACAGGCGAGGAUAUCAUAGCAGUUGUGGUACCGAACAUAGGCGGUUUCACGGCAUCGAGGAACCCGUAUGGUCUCGCUGGCAACAGCGGUGCUGUAAACGGGAAGCCAACGCCGCCGCUUUCCCCACUGGCACAGUCUUUCAUACCCGCUUUGUGUGCUACCCAGGCGUCUGGGUCGGAUACUCAACCCGCGGUGGGUUCGGCGAUGGCCAUGGGUCUUGCGCCUUCUCGUCCUGCUCUGUUUACCGAGGCGUACACGAAUGGUACGCAGCUCGCUCUCGAGGCGGAUGAACGUUGGGCUGACGAGCGGUGUGCUCGUUUGGCUGCUGAAGUCGGUGCGGCGGGGUGUGAGGAUGAGUGGGAUGAUUGGGAUGGUGAGAUGGAUGUGAGUGGGCAGUAUGAAGAUGAGUACGAGGUGGGUUCGGGGGAUGUUUGA